This is a messenger RNA of Polyodon spathula (Mississippi paddlefish), 5206 nucleotides long. It is a transcript of the gene josd1, whose product is annotated as Josephin domain containing 1. The record is from RefSeq and is a predicted model, not a curated record. The coding region runs from base 2294 to 2929 and encodes 211 amino acids. The transcript has 5 exons. Lineage: Eukaryota; Metazoa; Chordata; Actinopteri; Acipenseriformes; Polyodontidae. Gene Ontology annotation, biological process: protein deubiquitination. Gene Ontology annotation, molecular function: cysteine-type deubiquitinase activity.
AUUCUAGAUUUUCAGAAUAUUUUGUUUCUUUUUUGUCCACUAAAGAUUGUUAGGGAAAUGUUAUAAAAACAACUAAGAAUUGCAUUUGAAGUAAUCUGCUUUUCAAUUUAGAAUGACAAUUCUUUAUUACGAACUUCACAAUCACAUGCAAUGUGUAUAACGAAUGAUUGGUAUAUAACAUAAAUAAUACAGUGUAUAACUGAGCACUAAUUCUGUGCUCUGUUCCAAAAUAACACAACAGAAAAAAAAAGGGUUCUGGAAGUGACGUCAUGCAACCUACCUUAAAAAAAAAAAAAAAAAAAAAAAAGCCUUUAAUAAAAAUUCGGUCAGUUUAUUGCGCAGGCGUAAAAAAUAAAUAAAUAAAUAAAUAUCAGUUUUUAAAGUUGAGCAAGAGUUGUCUUGUUUACGCAUGCGCCUGGGCACUGCGCCCUCCCUCUGUGCAGGAAAUCUGCAACGAGGGGUGACGUAACACGCAGGCUGUUGCAGAGAGCUGGAAGAAGGGAGAACAAGGGAGGGGGGAAUAGGAGAGAAAAGCGGAGGAACGAGCAGAUUCGAGAAGAAGAAAAAGAAGCAGCAGAUUGGAAUCUCAGGAAAAUGUGGAUUGACAGAGUUCCGGGAGUGUAAAUCUCUAGAGGGUGCCUUCAUCGCGGGAAUGGGACAUUCAGGCAGAUUGAAAAACACGGCGUGGACACACUGAGAGACAGGGAGCGAGAGUGGGAGAAGGAGAGGGAUUCGGAAACCUGUACAGGUUGCAUUUGCGGCUGUGAUCGCCAGGAAUUUUGGGGAAACUCCUUAAGAAAAGGAUCACAAAAGGAAAAACCCCAGGAAAGGGAAUGUUGUGAAGCGCAAAAAAGAAUCCGACACUGUUUUUUCCCCUAAGGAGGGUUUCUUGGAGAUCUUACUGCAUCUGUGACAGGAAAUUGUGAAGGAAGCCUGUUUCUGUUUAUUCAUUUAUGCAAUGAUCAAACUUUGACUGACCCCAAAUCUCUUGUGAAAUAAAAAAAAACAGAUCCUAGAAACAAAUCCAACUCCUGCUUUCAUUGCCGCCUUGUGUUUUGUCCUUUGCUUGUUGCGAAGAUUUGUCAGAGAAAGAGGAAGAACGAAUCUAUAAAGGGAAACAAUGAACAGUAUUGAGGGAGGGGAAAAUAUGGUGUUUUGCGAAUGGAUUAUGGAAUUUUGACUUUUUUUUUCAGCUUUAUUGUAUCCGAAGACGGAGGUGAAACAAAUAAUUUGAUUUUUGUGUGUGUGAUCCUUUCAAAUUUCAAGAAAGAAAAAAGAACACAGCAAAUCCUUUUUUUUUUGUGUGUGUGUGUGAUUUUUAGAAAACCAAAAAAACCAAAAAACACAAUAACAAGUUUUCAAUAUUCUUGAAGAUAUAUUCAGCAACAUUCUGGUAGAAAACAGAAGCUUUCAGAUUUUCACGUAUUCCUCAGAAACUGCUGGACUUUUAUUGGAAUCUGGUGGCAUUGAUGUUUAUCGCAAUCGGCCAAAAACAUGAACCACGUUUUUUUUUUUUAUUUGUUUUUUGGAAACAGCCUAUUGAAAGAAAUUUCUUGACUAACAGUAAACAGAAAGGGUGUCAUCAGAGUUUGGAGGAUAAAUAUUAUUUUGAGUUUGGUUAUGCCUUUUUAAAAAGUAGGAAACAGAACAACCAAACGAUUUCUAAUAGCAGUAGAAGUUGAGUUUGGGAUUUCUUGAGAGACAAAGGAAGAGAGAUUUAAAUAACCACCAUGUAUUCAGCUUCUCUGUAACAUCAACGUCAUUUAGAUCGCUUUUGGUACCUUUUGGAUUUCAUGUGGAAGCAAAAUACAAACAUUCGUCUUAAACCUUGUAUGGAGAAAACUUUAGUUGGCUGAUUUUAGACUCCUGGCCAAUACAAAUACCCACUUAGUGUCCAAAAAAAAGGAAAGAUUGUUCCAAUUUCACUUUAAACCUGGGUGGUUUUUGAGGAUACACAGUGAACAUAAAUUAAAAUUCAUUGCAGAUUUGUCUGGCUUUCAACCCUUAAAAAUAAAACUGUCCAAAUUCUCUUGCAAUAGCCAACUAGGACCGAAAACUUGGCUGCAAACUUAAAACGUCUGGUGCAGAUUCUUCGUCGUGUUCAAAUCUAAAACAGCCCAGUUUUGAAUACCCUGGAUACCCAAAACCAUUGGGAAUAUCUCAUUGUGUUGUCUGUAUUGAAUUCCUGCCUUUGUAAGCUUGUUGACACAGGCCCCGUGUUGCGGUAGGGCUGCCGCUGCUCCCCCUCCCCUUGCCCCUGGAUGUGCUGAGUGGGCACGGGGUUAGCUGAGCAAUGGGCAGUGUCCCGGGUGUCGGGGAAGGUCUAGGCUGUGUGCCCUGGCGCGUUCGGAAACUGAAAGCCGGCGUGGACGCCCCCCUAUCCCAGCAUGCAAUCUACCACGAGAAACAGAGGCGGGAGCUGUGCGCUCUGCACGCGCUCAAUAACGUCUUCCAAGACGCAACUGCCUUCAGCAGGGAGACACUGCAGGACAUUUUUCAGAGGCUGUCCCCCAGCACCAUGGUGACCCCUCACAAGAAGAGCAUGCUGGGAAACGGCAACUACGAUGUCAACGUGAUCAUGGCUGCCCUGCAGACUCGCGGCUACGAGGCGGUGUGGUGGGACAAGAGGAGGGACGUGAGCUGUAUUGCCCUGCCCAACGUGACCGGCUUCAUCCUGAACGUGCCCUCGAACCUGCGCUGGGGGCCCCUGCGCCUGCCCUUGAAGAGACAGCACUGGAUCUGUGUGAGGGAGGUGGGGGGCGUCUUCUACAACCUGGACUCCAAACUGAGCGGCCCGGGCCGGAUCGGGGACGAGGAGGACCUCCGGAAGUUCCUGCGACACCAGCUGAGAGGCAAGAACUGUGAGCUCCUAUUGGUCGUUCCGGAAGAGGUCGAAGUUCAACAGACGUGGCGGACGGACGCCUGCUGAGGGACUGUUUACAUGACCAGCCAAUCAGUGCAAGCCUGUUUACAUAACCAGCCAAUCGAAGCAAGCUGGGGGCGUCGACCUGUCUGGAUCCCAUCGCUUGUUUCGGAGCGAGACUUUGAACACUAAGGACUGGAUAGCCAGCCCUGCAACAGAGGCACCCUGCCGUCUCUCACACCCCAGACUCACUCUGACGAGUGGGUGCAUUUCUAUACCAUGCACACGUUGUUCUGAUUUUAAGAUCAAAGAAACAGGUAAAUUACAUUUUUACAGUAACGAAUUAUCAGCACUUUUUGAUGUUUUGAAACACUUCUCCCCUGGGGGUACACUGACAAAAUGCACUGGCCAGCUCUUAUCAAUAUUCUGUGUUUACAGCACGUUUUAUAUCUGUACAGCCGUUGAAUUGUAAGCGUCCCUUUAUCUCAGCUGUUGACACUACAUACAGGAUGUUACGCAGUGGCACCAAAAAUGAACCGAGUAGAUUCAGCAGGUUGUAAUAUCCAUAGUUGCGUGUCCUGCACGUUUGUGAACCGCGCACCGUAUGAGAAGUGUGUUCUACAAAAGCAUGUUCUGCUUUUGGCCUGGCACAGACUGCUUCUCUGGUUCCAGUUAGAGGGCCUGAAUGUUGGAUUUACCUCUGAUUAGUUUUAUAUAUUCUGUGUUACCUUAGCAUUGGAGCGCUUUAUUACAAGACAGAAAUCCUUGUGUUGCAGGGAUGGGAAUAAGACUCCUAUUCCACAGCAGAUUCACCCCCAUUCCAGGUUUUACUGCAAGCUUAAUUAGCCCUAUUAUGGAUAGAUAAGAAACUCAGGUGUGUCUUAUUGAACACAUAAUAAAACCAGGAAUGGACCAACUGCUAUGCAAUUGUCUUAUUCAGGGAUAGAAAUAAGACUCGUAUUGCAUAGCAUUUUCACCCAUUCCAGGCUUGAUCGGCCACAGCAUGUAGAUAAGGUGUGUCUUCUUGUAUACCUAGUAAAACCUGGAAUGGAUCAGACUGCCCUGCAAUGGGAGUCUUGUUCCCAUCCCUGCGUUUUUUCUCUCCUUUUUUUAAAAUGCGUCUUCCUGCAUUGUUCCGCUGCCUUUUUGUACAGACAGGGUUUGUUUUCGCUCUCGAUGCAAGAACUGUGUUAGAGAACCACACUCACAAUACAGAUGUGGGGGAAUCAAGUAUGGACUGAGCACGAACUCAGAAACAAAACCAGAAGAAUUACUUUUAAUUGAACAGAAAAUGGAAAUACAAGAGAGAGAGCAAAAGCAGUUGGCUGUCCUGAACCGUACAGAGUCCUGCCUAGGGUCAGUAGGAGAAACAUGUUGUGGGAGGUGGGUGGGAGAGAGACUAUUUUAAGACACCUAGAAUAUAUGAAAUAACACAGGUUAAAGAUAUUAUUGUUGUAUAUAAUAUGUGCCAUGUUGUGUUUUGGACGUGUAUUCUUGUGUGACAGUCUAUUCUGAGCCACUCUGUUUAUAUUUGUAUAAUAGUAAGGUUCAGUAGAGUGUGUGUGUGUGUGUGUGUGUGUGUCUGUGUGUAUCUCGUUUUGGUAACUGAAAAACAUUUGACCAAUAUUGAAGAAGAUGCAUUCAUUUAACAAUACAAUUUGCACAUGACUUGAACAAGGGGGGGGGGAAGCAUUUCUUUUUCAAAUCAUUGUUUCUUUAAGCAUAAUAUAGUGUAAAAUAAUUCAACAUUGCAUCAGUGUCAAAAGCCACAUGCAUUGCACUAAUUAAAGUAAUUGGCGUUUGAAAAAAAUCUACCAGGUUAUGUCCAGUGUAGAUUUUUAGGAGUGCUUUAGCAAUAAGUAGGAACUCUUCUUAAUGGGAACUAAUGUAUUUUGGGGUUUUGAUUGUACACAGUUGAAUUAAAACGUAGCACAGAGCUAUGGCCAAAGUUUUGCAUCACCCUUUAGAGUGAACUAAUUUUGCUUCAUAAAGUCAAAUGCAACCUGCUUUGUUACGUUAAAAUAUGGAAUUGCACAUCGCUUUGUAGUUUUUGCAUAUACUUCACGAAAAAGAGAAAACUGACAAGUUAAAUAUGACAUUUCGAAAUCGAACACGGAAUGCUACAGUCGUGGCUUCCGAUAGACUUUCGCAAUUGUGUACUCUUCAUUCGUUACAGGAGGUUAAGUGAAAGGUCAAAGUUCUGUUCGUGUCAUUUUUAAAUCCUGUAAUUCUAGGCGAUGCUAAACUUUUGGCCAUAGCUGUGUAUGGAACUCCAUUUUUGUAAACCUUCGUUAUCCAAGAGUGUGUUUUAAAGGAAAAUAAAUACAUUUAUAAAUAAAGAUA